AUGAUGUGCGAGGUGAUGCCCACCAUCAGUGAGGACACGGCGCUGAGCCAGCGGGGCUCCCAGAGCAGCGCUUCUGACCCAGACUCCCACUUUGAGCAGCUGAUGGUCAACAUGCUGGACGAACGUGACCGGCUGCUGGACACACUGCGUGAGACACAGGAAAGCCUGGCUCUUGCCCAGCAGCACCUACAGGACGUCAUCUACGACCGUGAUUCACUCCAACGCCAGCUCAGCUCCGCCCUGCCUCAGGAGUUUGCUGCCUUGACAAAGGAGCUGAAUACCUGCAGGGAACAGCUACUGGAGAAGGAGGAAGAGAUCUCAGAACUGAAGGCAGAGAGAAACAACACUAGGCUUCUGCUGGAGCAUCUGGAGUGCCUAGUGUCCCGACAUGAGCGCUCUCUACGCAUGACGGUGGUAAAACGACAGGCCCAGUCUCCAUCAGGUGUCUCCAGUGAAGUGGAGGUCCUUAAAGCUCUUAAAUCCCUGUUUGAGCACCACAAAGCUCUUGAUGAAAAGGUUAGAGAAAGACUGCGGGUGUCACUAGAAAGAGUCUCAGCCUUGGAAGAGGAGUUAACAGCUGCCAAUCAAGAGAUUGUGGCCUUACGGGAGCAGAAUGCCCAUAUCCAGAGGAAAGUGGCAUCCGGGGAGGGGGGAGAGGAUUUGCUGGAGGGAACUGACACUGGCCAGAAAGUACAUGGCAAGCGGCUCUCAAAUGGCUCCAUGGAAUCUGCAGAUGAAGCCAGUCAGGUGGUGGAGCUGCAGGAGCUGCUGGAGAAGCAAAACUAUGAGCUGGCCCAGAUGAAGGAGCGCAUGUCCUCGCUCUCCUCCCGUGUGUCUGAGGUGGAGCAAGAACUGGAGACUGCCCGUAAGGACCUUAUCAAAUCUGAGGAGAUGAACAACAAGUACCAGAGAGACAUCAAAGAGGCUAUGUGCCAGAAGGAGGAUAUGGAGGAGAGAAUUGUUACCCUGGAGAAGCGGUAUCUCAGUGCCCAGCGAGAAUCCACCUCUCUACACGAUAUCAGUGACAAGCUAGAGAAUGAGCUGGCCAAUAAGGAGGCAUUCCUCAGACAGAUGGAGGAAAAGAACAGGCAGUUACAGGAGAGGCUUGAGCUGGCUGAACAGAAACUACAGCAGACCAUGAGGAAAGCAGAGACGCUACCUGAAGUGGAGGCUGAACUAGCCCAGAGGAUAGCAGCCCUCACAAAGGCAGAGGAGCGGCAUGGCAGCAUAGAGGAGCGCAUGAGGCACCUGGAGGGACAAUUGGAGGAGAAGAAUCAGGAACUGCUUAGAGCUCGACAAAGAGAAAAAAUGAACGAGGAACAUAACAAACGUUUAUCAGACACUGUGGACAGACUUCUGACUGAAUCCAAUGAACGCCUUCAACUUCACCUCAAAGAGAGAAUGGCAGCCCUAGAGGAGAAGAAUGUUUUGAUACAAGACUCAGAGAACUAUCGCAAACAGUUGGAAGAUUCCAUCCAUGAAAAGACUCAUCUUGCAGAGGAAAUCGAGAAACUCAGAUCCGAACUUGAUCAGUUCCGUCUGAGGGCUGGCUCAUUAACAGAACCAACUCUGUCAAGGUCUCACUUGGAUACGUCAGCAGAGCUGCGUUUCUCCCUGGGCUCCCUGGCUGAGACUCAGUCGGAUCACUACAGAUCUGCCAAAGUGAUCCGUCGGCCCAGGAGAGGACGCUUGGGAUUGCGUAGGGAUGAGCACAAGGCAAAAUCACUGGGUGAGCAUGAGUGGCGCUCACAGCAACUGGGGGUCCUGGGCAGCCAUCAGUUUGAGAGUGACACGGAGAUGUCCGAUAUCGACGACGAUGACCGAGAGACUCUGUUCAGUUCGAUGGACCUGCUCUCUCCUGGAGGCCAUUCUGAUGCCCAAACCCUUGCCAUGAUGCUGCAGGAACAGCUUGAUGCUAUAAAUAAAGAAAUCCGGCUGAUUCAGGAGGAGAAGGAGUCGACGGAGCUGAGGGCAGAGGAGAUUGAGAACCGUGUGGCCAGCGUUAGUUUAGAGGGGUUGAACCUGGCUCGUGUGCACCACCCUGGAGCCUCCAUCACUGCCUCUGCCACCGCCUCCUCACUUGCCAGCUCCUCUCCACCCAGUGGCCACUCUACUCCCAAACUCACCCCCCGUAGUCCUGCUAGAGAUAUGGAGCGCAUGGGUGUCAUGACUCUGCCCAGCGACCUGCGGAAACACAGAAGGAAGAUCGCAGCAGUGGAUGAGGAUGGCCGAGAGGACAAGGCCACUAUUAAAUGUGAGACGUCUCCCCCACCGACACCUCGACAAGUGCGCAUGACACACACACUGCCAGCCUCCUCUCACAAUGACGCCCGCGGCAUUGCUGCUACUUUAGAGGCAGAAGCAAGUGCUUUGAGCAGUGUAGCCAGCAGUCAGGACUCACUCCAUAAGCAGCCCAAAAAGAAAGGCAUCAAAUCCUCCAUUGGCCGGCUCUUUGGGAAGAAGGAGAAGGGCAGGCUGGGUCACCUGGGAAAUGUGUCGGAUCCAGAGCUGGUGGGGCAGGACGUAGCCGUGGGGAAGCUGGGUACUCAGGCAGAGAAGGACCGCCGACUGAAAAAGAAAACCUCAAAGCAUGAGUUGUUGGAGGAGGCUAGGAGAAAGGGCUUACCCUUUGCUCAGUGGGAUGGCCCCACAGUGGUGGCUUGGCUCGAGUUGUGGUUGGGGAUGCCAGCCUGGUACGUAGCAGCUUGUCGUGCCAACGUAAAGAGCGGUGCCAUCAUGUCAGCGCUGUCUGAUACGGAAAUCCAGAGAGAGAUUGGCAUCAGUAACCCACUGCACCGCCUGAAACUUCGCUUAGCCAUUCAGGAGAUGGUGUCCCUCACCAGCCCCUCCGCCCCACCCACAUCCAGAACCCCAUCAGGCAAUGUUUGGGUGACCCACGAGGAAAUGGAGACUUUGGCAGCCCCCUCAAAAACGAAGUCUGAGUCAGAGGAAGGAAGCUGGUCCCAGACCCUAGCAUAUGGAGAUAUGAACCAUGAGUGGAUAGGGAACGAGUGGCUGCCCAGUCUAGGUCUACCUCAGUACCGCAGCUACUUCAUGGAGUGCCUGGUGGAUGCACGUAUGCUGGACCACUUGACCAAAAAGGACCUGAGGGUGCACCUCAAAAUGGUGGACAGUUUCCAUCGGACAAGUCUACAGUAUGGAAUCAUGUGUCUAAAGAAGCUGAACUAUGACAGGAAAGAGCUGGAAAGACGCAGAGAACAAAGCCAACACGAGAUGAGAGAUGUGUUGGUGUGGAGUAACGAACGGGUGAUUCGCUGGGUUCAGAGCAUUGGUCUGCGUGACUACGCCAACAUCCUUUUGGAAAGUGGUGUUCACGGAGCCCUCAUAGCUCUUGAUGACAACUUUGACUAUAGCAGUCUGGCUUUGCUCCUCCAGAUCCCCAAUCAAAACACUCAGGCACGACAGAUUCUGGAGAGAGAAUACAACAACCUACUGGCACUAGGCACAGAGAGACGACUGGAUGAGAAGGACUUCCGUGGGCCCUCGUGGAGGAGGCAGUUCCCCCCACGAGAUGUCCAUGGUAUCAGCAUGAUGCCCGGCUCAGCUGAGACACUGCCUGCCGGCUUCCGCCUCACCACCACCUCUGGCCACUCACGCAGGCUGCCACCAGAGGUUGGUCCAUCAGCAGUGCAGCGACUGGACAGCUCCACUGUGAGGACUUACUCCUGCUGAGGCUUAGAGGCAAGAGAGAGACUCUGAGCUUUCAUCCAAACAGAGUCUUACCUUGAGGUUCUGGGAGGAAUGGGUCAAUUGGCC
Chanos chanos (milkfish) is the source of this 3777-nucleotide messenger RNA. RefSeq names its product PTPRF interacting protein alpha 2 (gene ppfia2). The coding region runs from base 1 to 3693 and encodes 1230 amino acids. Lineage: Eukaryota; Metazoa; Chordata; Actinopteri; Gonorynchiformes; Chanidae. The record is from RefSeq and is a predicted model, not a curated record. Gene Ontology annotation, molecular function: protein binding. Gene Ontology annotation, biological process: synapse organization. Gene Ontology annotation, cellular component: presynaptic active zone. The transcript has 31 exons.